Messenger RNA from Acanthisitta chloris (rifleman), 3351 nucleotides. RefSeq names its product suppression of tumorigenicity 5 (gene DENND2B). NCBI's taxonomy places the organism in Eukaryota, Metazoa, Chordata, Aves, Passeriformes, Acanthisittidae. The record is from RefSeq and is a predicted model, not a curated record. The coding region runs from base 1 to 3351 and encodes 1116 amino acids. Gene Ontology annotation, biological process: positive regulation of ERK1 and ERK2 cascade. The transcript is spliced from 19 exons.
AUGACCAUGACUGCCAACAAGAAUGCCAGUGUCAACAGCAGAGCUGGAGGGAGUAAAGUGCCUCAGGACAGUCUGGAUAGGUGUCAGUCAACCUCUCUGCCGCCUCUUUCGUCCCCACGAAGAAGCCCUGUCUACCCCCUCAGUGACAGUGAGGACUCUUCCCACUCUGCUCAGCUCACCAAAGUCUCCAACUCCAGACUGUGCCUCAAGGACUGGAACAGCCGCACAUCUACUCUUCGAAGCACUUCCACCAGCCCAUCAGACACUGACUCCACGAGCCACCCUCUCAAAGCCAUCAGUGUGGGUGCUCUGGAUAAAAGGCAGUCUGUGUUCAAGGCUGACCAAAAGGAGAGUCCAAAUGAUGCUCAAGACGGGGAAGCAAUAGGGAGCCAUUCGCUCGCCCGGAGUACUCUGUCCUUGGGCACUGCCACCAACUUGAGGAACCUCUCUAUCAGCAGGGCAAGUGUCCGCUCCCAGGCGCUGGACAUCAGGCAGAAGAUCACAGAAUGGGAAUGCCGUCGGGAGCUGACCCCCAGGAUGAGUGUGUGUGCAAACAAGAGGGAUGCAGGGGAGAGGUCGGGCAGUGAGAGCUGCCCCAGCGUGCUGACCUCUCCCUGCAGCGACAAGACAUUUGACUUCAAAGGGCUCAGAAGAAUGAGCCGAACAUUUUCCGAGUGCUCUUACCCAGAAACGGAGGAGGAGGAACUGCUGGACAGGGAUUCCUGCCAUCGAUUUGAAAAGAGACAAGGCAGGAGCGAGCUUUCCACUGCUUUCCUCAAGGGUCAUGUGAGGAAAGAGUCCUCUGCCGUGCUCAACAGAAUACAGAAGAUCGAGCAGGCUCUGAAGGAGCAGCCUGGCAGAGGCCUCCCCCAGUUACCAAGUAGCUGCUACAGUGUUGACAAAGGGAGGAGAAAGACUACUGUGGAGGGACUGAAAGAAACCCUAAGUGAUAGCAAAGCAGGGAGUGUUAUUUCGGGGAGUGAAUCAGAAACACCUGCUGAGACUGAGAAAAGCAGUAAAACAAAACAGGGAGUUACUACAAACUCAUCUGGCCCUAAACUGCUCCUUGAAAGCCCAGCUAACAGCGCAGUGAAUCCUGUCCCCAAGCCCAAACGCACCUUUGAAUAUGAAGCAGACAAAAACCACAAAAGUAAACCAAGCAAUGGCCUACCUCCAUCUCCUACACCUGCUGCUCCUCCUCCCCUCCCUUCCACCCCUGCACCCCCCGUGACCAGAAGGCAGAAGAAAGAGUCUCGCUUUCACAGAAAGUCCCAGAAUAGAAAAUCCUUUGAGUUUGAGGAUGCUUCAAGUCUGCAAUCCCUGUACCCUCCCUCCCCGACUGAAAAUGGAACUGAGAGCCAGCAUAAAUUUGGAUCCAAGAGCACUUUAGAAGAAAAUGCCUAUGAAGACAUUGUAGGGGAGUCACCCAAGGAAAACCCGUACGAGGAUGUGGAGCUGAAGGGACGUCACACGGGCCGAAAAUCCCAUCAGCUCUCGGAGAACUCCCUAGAUUCUCUGCACAGGAUGUGGACGCCUCAGGACAGGAAAUACACAUCGCCUCCUCAGCUGCCUUCGAAGCCCAGCAGCCAGUCUCUGCGCGUUGGGAACUGGUCAGAAAGGAAGAGCCACCGUUUACCACGGCUGCCCAAGAGGCACAGCCACGAUGACAUGCUGCUGCUGGCUCAGCUUGGCAUCCCUUCCUCCCCUUCCAGCCUCAAUGAGGACAGCCUGAGUACUGCAAGCGAGCUGCUGUCUACACGGCGGGCCAGGAGGAUCCCAAAGCUUGUCCAAAGAAUCAAUUCCAUCUACAGUGCAAAAAGAGGAAAAAAACGCCUGAAGAAACUUUCUAUGUCCAAUAUCGAGACAGCGUCCCUGCGAGACGAGAACAGCGAGAGUGAGAGUGACUCAGAUGACAGGUUUAAAGCACAUACCCAACGUCUUGUACACAUCCAGUCAAUGCUGAAAAGGGCUCCAAGUUAUCGCACCCUGGAACUGGAGCUGAUUGAAUGGCAGGAGCGAGAGUUGUUUGAGUAUUUUGUGGUAGUGUCCCUGAAAAAGAAGCCCUCUAAAAACACUUACCUCCCAGAAGUGACGUAUCAGUUUCCCAAGCUAGAAAGACCAACCAAGCAAAUGCGUGAAGCGGAGGAGCGUCUCAAGGCUAUCCCUCAGUUCUGCUUCCCUGAUGCCAAGGACUGGCUCCCUGUCUCUGAGUACAACAGUGAGACCUUCUCUUUCAUGCUGACUGGGGAAGAUGGGAGUCGGCGGUUUGGCUAUUGCCGGAGGCUGUUGCCAAGUGGAAAAGGUCCACGCCUACCUGAGGUUUAUUGUGUCAUCAGCCGUCUGGGGUGCUUUGACUUAUUUUCCAAGAUCCUGGAUGAGGUUGAAAGGAGAAGGGGAAUAUCUGCUGCCCUGGUUUAUCCGUUUAUGAGAAGUCUGAUGGAAUCUCCUUUUCCUGCACCUGGAAAGACAAUUAAAGUCAAAACAUUUCUGCCUGGAGCUGGAAAUGAGGUCAUUGAGCUGCGGAGGCCCAUGGACUCACGCCUGGAACACGUGGACUUUGAAUGCCUUUUCAAGUGCCUCAGCAUUCGUCAGAUCAUCCGGAUCUUCGCUUCCCUCCUCUUGGAGCGGCGUGUGAUUUUUGUAGCAGAUAAGCUCAGCACCCUCUCGAGCUGCUCACAUGCUGUGGUGGCCCUUCUGUACCCCUUCUCCUGGCAGCACACCUUCAUUCCUGUUCUACCCUCAUCCAUGAUUGACAUCGUGUGCUGCCCUACCCCCUUCCUGGUGGGACUGCUCUCCAGCUCUCUGCCCAAACUCAAGGAGCUGCCUGUAGAGGAGGCUUUGAUGGUUAACCUUGGAUCUGAUCGAUUCAUCAGACAGAUGGAUGAUGAAGAUACAUUAUUGCCUAGAAAAUUGCAAGCUGCUCUGGAGCAGGCACUAGAGAGAAAGAACGAACUAAUAAAUCAGGAUUCAGAUAGUGAUUCAGACGAUGAAUGUAACACCCUGAAUGGAUUAGUGUCUGAGGUUUUUAUCCGAUUCUUUGUGGAGACAGUUGGACAUUAUUCCCUGUUCCUAACCCAGAAUGAAAAAGGCGAGCGUGCCUUCCAAAGGGAGGCUUUCCGUAAAUCCGUGGCCUCCAAGAGUAUCCGCCGCUUCUUGGAAGUUUUCAUGGAAUCCCAAAUGUUUGCUGGCUUCAUCCAGGACAGAGAGCUGAGGAAAUGCAGGGCAAAAGGUCUCUUCGAGCAGAGGGUUGAACAGUACUUGGAAGAGCUUCCAGACACAGAACAAAGCGGAGUAAACAAGUUCCUGCGAGGCCUUGGCAACAAAAUGAAGUUCCUUCACAAGAAGAACUAA